AUGUUAUCACAUUUAGAUGAGAUUUUCACAGGUAGCGAUAAUAAAGCUUUAUUUGAUCGUGGAGUUAAAGAUACAAUCAAAGCUACCAUGGAAGGCUACAAUGGUAACAAGAAUCAACCUGGUGUGAUUAAGCAGGCUGUAGAUACCUGUAACGAAAAAGAAUUUCUACUCAGGGUAUCAUACAUGGAAAUAUACAAUGAAAAAAUAAAUGAUUUACUUAUUCCUGUUAAUAAAGAUCUUAAAAUUCAUGAAGACAGAUUACAUGGCGUUCAUAUUCCUAGUCUCUCAGAGGUUGUGGUCACAAAACCUUCAGAAGUCAUGAAGGAGAUUUCACGAGGCGAAUUAAAUCGUCAUACAGGUUCAACAAAUUGGAAUGAAAGAAGCAGCCGUUCACAUACAUUAUUCAAAAUGGUAAUUGAAAGUUCUUCAAAAGAUGCUAUGCCUCGUCGGUUUUCAUCAUCCUCAUCGGCUUCAUCAUCGGCUAAAACAUCGGGAUCUGUUUCUGUUUCUAACUUGAUUGAUUUAGCUGGGUCAGAGAAAGCUGCGAGUGAUAUGGAAAGAAGAAAAGAAGGAGCUUUCAUAAAUAAAAGUUUAUUGACCCUUGGAAGCGUUAUAUCAAAAUUGACCGAUAGCUCUGGUGGGCAUAUACCUUUUAGAGAUUCAAAAUUAACAAGAAUUCUUCAAAGUUCUCUUGUUGGAAAUGCAAGGAUAUCUGUCAUUUGUACAAUUUCUCCAUCAUCAUUAAAUCUAGAGGAAUCAGUUAAUACUCUUAAGUUUGCCUCUCGUGUUAAGGAGCUCAUUGAUGAUAAGGCUUUAAUUAAGAAAUAUCGUAUGGAAAUUGAAGAAUUAAAAGCCCAACUCGAAAAAACUGGUACUUAUAAAGAAGAGGAAAUUUCUGUGAUGUUACAACAAGAAAGAUCCAAAUACGAAGAAAAGUUUAUGGAAAUGGAGCUUGUUAGAACUGCAUUAAAGAAGAGAAUAGAUGACUUGACGAGUUUGAUUUUAAAUAGCAAUUCAUUUGCUCCUUCUUCAUCACGAAAACCAUCUAAUGAUGCUGUUGUUGUUCCUGCAAUUGAUUCAAGGAUUCAUGAGUUUGAAAUGUUGAUUGAUGAUAAAAAUUUAAAGAUUGACUCAUUAACCUCUAAUAUUUCUGAAAAAACUGAAACGAUUAAAGAUUUGCAACGACAGUUGGAAGCAUUAAAGAAUACCAACAGGUCGGACUUAAAUUUGACAUUAACUGAACUGAAUGAAAAACUAAAAGAAAAGGAUGAUAAAUUAGUGUCGUAUUGUAAUUCGACAGAGGAGUUAGAAAUAAUUGUUAAGGAGGACAAGAAGCUUAUUAAAGAGAAGAAUUCCAAGAUUCAGGAAUUGUCAAAUAUUAUUGAAGAUGAUAAGAUACUAAUCAAUAAAAAAAAUGAGAAAAUUCAGGAAUUGUCAAAUAUUAUUGAAGAUGAUAAGAUACUAAUCGGUGAAAAAAAUGAGAAAAUUCAGGAAUUGUCAAAUAUUAUUGAAGAUGAUAAGAUACUAGUCAGUGAAAAAAAUGAGAAAAUUCAGGAAUUGUCAAAUAUUAUUGAAGAUGAUAAGAUACUAAUCAAUGAAAAAAAUGAGAAAAUUGAGGAAUUAUUAUCAGAAGUGAUAAAGAAAGAUGAUGCUGUUGAAGAAAGAAACACAGAAAUCAAGGAAUUGUCAUCAGAAUUGACAAUUAAAGAUAGAUCAAUCAGUGAGAAAAAUGUCAAGAUCCAAGAAUUAGCACUUGAAAUAUCAAAACUAGGCAAAAUUGUUGAUGAUGAUAAGAGAUUAUUCCAAGCAUUGUUAUUGGAUAUAUCAAAAAAUAACAAAACUAUAAACGAAUUGAAAAAUCAUUAUUGUGUAAAUACUAAAACAAUUAGAGGGCUUAAAGAACAACUAUCAAAGAAAGAUCAGGAGAUAAUUUUGUAUAAACAAAAACAAGAUUUUGAGGAGGAAUUAGAGGUGCAAAGGGUUAUUGAGCAAAGAAGCGGGUUAAAUUACUUCAUUAAGGAACACCUUAUUCCUUCAAACAAUUUCUUUUACGAUUUUAUUGGGGAAGUUGUGAUUCCUCUUAUCAUGAGUCGUGAACCUGAAAACCAAAUACCGAUGUUGAUGAAUGCUGGUAUUUCAAUGGUACAAAAGGUCAAAUUGCCAUAA
Entrophospora sp. SA101 is the source of this 2166-nucleotide messenger RNA. Lineage: Eukaryota; Fungi; Glomeromycota; Glomeromycetes; Entrophosporales; Entrophosporaceae. The record is from the annotation of a GenBank genome assembly.